This is a messenger RNA of Hyaena hyaena (striped hyena), 1406 nucleotides long. It is a transcript of the gene CLEC7A, whose product is annotated as C-type lectin domain containing 7A. Gene Ontology annotation, biological process: cellular response to molecule of fungal origin; phagocytosis, recognition; positive regulation of cytokine production involved in inflammatory response. Gene Ontology annotation, molecular function: (1->3)-beta-D-glucan binding; pattern recognition receptor activity. NCBI's taxonomy places the organism in Eukaryota, Metazoa, Chordata, Mammalia, Carnivora, Hyaenidae. The transcript is spliced from 6 exons. The record is from RefSeq and is a predicted model, not a curated record. The coding region runs from base 98 to 841 and encodes 247 amino acids. Gene Ontology annotation, cellular component: cell surface.
CACAUGAUUUGACUCAUACAUCGUCUUUCGACCACAGGCAAAAGAAAAGAGGAAAGAGCUCUCAAAUGCUGUGCCAACUCAAGGACUCAGUAGAACAAUGGAAUAUCGUUCUGAGAUAGAAAAUUUGGAUGAAGAUGGUUAUACUCGUUUAGACUUCAGCUCUCAAGCCGCCCCUGGGAGACCUGUGGUCUCAGAGAAAGGAACUUGUGCUACAUCUCCUUGUUGGCGUCCCGUUGCUGUGACCUUGGGGAUCCUUUGCUUGGUGAUACUGGUGAUAGCUGUGGUCCUGGGUACCAUGGCUAUUUGGAGAUCCAAUUCAGGAAGCAACCCAUUGAAGAAUGACAACUUUCCAUCAAGAAAUAAAGAGAACUACAGUCAGCCCACACAAUCAUCUUUAGAAGACAAUGUGGCUCCUACCAAGGCUCUCACAACCACAGUUUUUUCCACCUCUUGUCCUCCUAACUGGGUCACACAUGAGAACAACUGUUAUCUAUUUAGGACGUCAUUAGCUUCCUGGAAUAGGAGUAAAAAUCAAUGCUCUCAACUGCACUCUAAUCUCCUCAAGAUAGACAGUGAAAAAGAACUGGAAUUUAUAGUGAGGCAAGUGUCCUCUCAACCCGAUAAUGCAUUUUGGAUAGGGCUUUCUCGCCCUCAAACUGAAGGACCAUGGCUCUGGGAGGAUAGUUCAAUAUUCUCUUAUACCCUGUUUCAAAUCAGGAGCACAGAAACUCAGGAAAACUCACCUCACAAUUGUGUAUGGAUUCACCUAUCAAUAAUUUAUGACCAACUUUGUAGUUUGCCUUCAUACAGUAUUUGUGAGAAGAAGUUAUCAGUAAAAUGAUGAGGGUGUUGACGUGGAAAAGCAGAGAGAAGUAUGUAACAUAGUAAGAAGGGCAAAAAACAAAAAAGGAAAGAGAGCUAUCUGAGGUGAGAAUAAAUAUUAAAAAUAUCAAGAGAGCUUAGCCAACUUUCAUCUUAGCUGAGAAACAGUGUGGAGAGGCUGUGAUUCUGUACUUAACUGUUUUGGCAGGCCAGCCCUAGGUUCUAGUUAAUGGAGUCCUAGAUGUGGAGUCAGGGAAGCUGAAAUUAUAUCUUCAUUCUACCAUUGACUUAGUAUUAACCUUGGUGUUUCAAAAACUUAUUUAUUUCUGGGCUGAUCAGAAUUAUUUUUUGCCCUUCAAAAGUGCCCCUGGAGUACAUGUAGUAUGUUUUCAUCCACUUCUAGCAGUUUAUCAGACACAGGUGGAAGGCAAGUUGUAUUUCUGAAUAGCCGAAUGAAGAAAUGAAAAAAAUCUUCACUACAAUCAUAGCCAUUUUAUUAUUUUGUUCAUCAAUAUGGUAAUGGUUAUGAAAAAAAGCAUCAUGAGGGGUGCCUAGGUGGAUCAGUCAUUUAAGUGACGACUUCA